AUGUGAGCUUCUUGUAAAGGAAUGCACUUUGCAAGCUCCCCCUCUGCGUGUGCCCCCUCCUCUCUCUUUCUGACUUGUGUUUUGCUUAAAGGACCACACAGACCCUCGGCUUCAUGCAAGGAAAAUUAUAAACACUUUCAUGCAGGCCAUCUCUCAUAUACUGAGAGGAUUUGUGCGGAGAGCUGUGCUGCUGUAGGUCUGGAAAUGGGUCUCACGACUGACUCGUCAAUGGCGACCAAUCGGUAACCAGGGAGAGGGGGGAGACUUUUCCCUUUUUUCCCCCUUUUUUCUGUAGAGGGAGGGGUGUUGUGGGAUAAUGCUCGGCGGACCGUGAAGCGUAACAACCAGAAGAGGGACAAAGACGCACAUAGCGGGAUUGAAUGCAACAGAGAGAAACGUCUCCCAACUGAGAGAAAAAAAACUUUGAAAUGUGUAGAUGGAUGUAAAAAGUGUCGCUAGGAAGAGUCGAGACAAGCAACGGCAAGAAAGAUUACUUCAAAUGUGGGAAUCCGAGUUUAGGACUAAAACUGUGGGUUCACUUUUGGAUAGUUGGCGCGUUUCGGUGGACGUGCAGUUUGGAGCGGACAUGCUUCCAGGGGUGAGCGUCUCUUUUUCGCUCGUGGUGGAUUCCGUGAACCAGAUACUGACUUCCACUGUUGCGAAGACCACCAGCAGGAGGCAAACCCCAGUCGAAGUGCAAGUUAGUGGAAAAUUUGGGGGAGAGAAAGCUGCGCUGGUAACAGACUCCUAUGAGAUUUAGGCUUAAGUUUUUCAAAAAACGUUUAUAUACUAAUGAGUUGGUGGAGAAAACUGCUCCUCACAUAACUUGAAUUCCAUCCAAGCAUGAAAUGUUGGUGCAGCGCCCUGGCACUUCUCCCGUGGGUGCUGGUGGUUUUGGAUGCCCAACUGAUCUGCUGGCAGGCGCUCCUUAGGUGCCACGACGAGCCCGAAUGCGAGCUCGCAUACAGCCAGUACUUAGCGGCAUGUGAGGGGAACAUCCGAGGCACGAGGAGGCAGUGCCCGAGCCACUGCAUUAGUGCGCUGAUAAGGCUGAAUCACACCCGAAGCGGGCCAGACUUGGAGAGAUGCGACUGCGCGCAGGACCAGGACUGCCUCAGCGCAAAGCGGGCCAUCGAGCCGUGCCUCCCGCGCAGACACCCCAGCGACGCCGGUGGGAUCGGGUGCAUGGAGGCCCGACAGCGCUGCGAGGAGGACAGCAACUGCCACACCUCCCUCACGGCCUACUUGUCAUACUGCGGGCAGCUGUUCAACGGCAGGAAGUGCUCCUCGAAAUGUAAAGCCACCAUUCAGCAGAUGCUCUUCAUCCCUAACGGCAUGCUGCUGAACCGCUGUGUUUGCGAUGGGGUGGAGAGGCCUUUCUGUGAAGUGGUCAAGGAGAACAUGAGUAAACUUUGCUCCAUUGGAGACCACAGCGUUAUAUCAGACCUGCCUGACGUUGAUGACAUGUAUGAGGAUGAGGACUAUGAUCCAAAACUUAACAAGGAGGAGGUUCAUACAGAAAAUUCCUCAGCUUCCCAGAGGUUACACAGCUGCAUGCUGAUCCUGUUUCUUUGGAUAUUACUCUGAUUUUUAUGGAUGCUGGGGACAUUUGUUGGAUUCAUCAGUGAAAACACAAAGCCCCCCCCCCCCCCCCCCCCCCCCCCCCCUUGGAUUAACUAAGAACCAGUGAAAGACUGAUCCUGGUAAAGAACACUGCUGAGUCUGUUUGCCUUCGCUUUUGUAGCUGCACGCGGACAGAGAGCACUGUAAUGGCUGGUGCUGACUUUCCACAACCCUGCAGUUUGCAGUUAUUCUUCUUGAACAUUGGAAGAAAGAAGGAAACUCCUCUUUCCAGAGACUUCACUGAGAGAGGAAGCUUGUUGUCAAAAAUGUCAAAAUAUAUAAAUAUAUUUUAAGGUGAGAGGAAAUUACCCAAACCAGACUUUGCCGCAGGGUCUGAACAUUUUGUGUACCCUUUAACUGCUUCUGUUUAUUUGGUUUGGUUUCAGUGGUACUUGAAGUGUGGCUUUAUUAAGACCUUAGACAAACAUGGAGCCCAUCCAGUCUCUGUUUGCUCUGCUCUCCAUUUCAGUGGCCUUUGCAUUGUUGCAGAAACCACACUUCAAAUAUUUGUGGGAACAGUCAGAGAACAGGCAAGGGUGUGGGAUCAAGUGCUCAAAUUAACUGAAGCGUCUCUCCAGCACUCAGUCUCGUUCCCAUUACUGCUUUCAUGCUGCAAAAACACCCCACCAAAAGCUGUCAUCAGCUGGUAUGUACAUGUCAUACCUGCAAGUUAUCCAGUAAACAGCAAGUCUCACCUGCUUUGUUUUCUUUCUGCUUCACACAUCCCUGAACUCACUGAACAAAAUCUUUUUGGAUCACAAGCAUUGUCCCAGUCGGCGACCAAGGCAGUAUAUAAAUAACAGGUGUUAAAUCUGUUUGUUUUGUCACACAGCUGAAGUUAAAAGCAGCAUAAAAGUGAGUCCUAAUCAGUCUUUUCACCAAGUUUAUUUGCUCUACAUUACAUGCACACACACAAAUAUAAAUCUCUAAUGAUAUCAGAGAUUCAGUCACUUGCACAAAUUCAUAAUGAAGUACAUUGCCUUAUUGUCGUUCAUUGUGUGUUUAAAGAUGAGAAUAUCACCUCAAAGCUAAUGUUACAUAUUUGAAUGUCUGCACCGAUAGUACAGGCCUUCUUCCACCACUCUGUCUUUAGUUUUGUUUUGUUUUUUAAUGCAAAAAAUAUGUUUUGAUCAUUUGUACUAAAGCUGCCAGUUUUGUCUUUGCCACUUGAAUUCUUGAUCAAUGUUUUAUGUUAAAUUAUGAAGUUAGAAUAUGAAGAAUGUGUAUAUAUUUUACUAUCAUAUGCAGUAAGAGGAGUUGCUUAAAUGCAGUUAAUAUAAACACAAAUGUAGCUCUGAUUCACUUCACAAAAAAAGACACGAUUUUCAUUUUUUAUCUCAAUGUGAGAAAAUGGCAGUAAUUACUCCAGAGAGAGUUUUUCAUUUGGAAGGGUGAGUUUUAUAAUAAAAUAUUUCUGAUGUAGA
Molecule: messenger RNA, 3047 nt
Organism: Melanotaenia boesemani (Boeseman's rainbowfish)
Lineage: Eukaryota; Metazoa; Chordata; Actinopteri; Atheriniformes; Melanotaeniidae
Product: growth arrest-specific protein 1
Exons: 1
Coding region: 844-1587 (247 amino acids)
Biological process (GO): regulation of cell cycle
Source: RefSeq, a predicted model, not a curated record